GAAUAAUCUACGUUGGCGGGUACGGAGAGAGAGAGAGAGAGAGAGAGGUUAUAAUAAGAAGAAGCUGGUACCAGUGCCGAGCUCAGACGCUGUAACCAGAAAGGGAGAUUUUCGUUUCUCUCUUUGAGAAGAAGAGAUGGAAUCGGAGAAGAAGGAGAAGGAGGAGAAGCGCGCGAAUGCGGGAGAAGGAAUCGUGGCCGUUAAUCCGCGGCCGAAGAAGGGAUUAGGGGCGAAGUUUGUGGAUGCUUUGGAGAAGCUGAUCGUCUGGGCAAUGUACAAUUCGUCGCAGCCGCACCAUUACCUGGCGGGGAAUUUCGCUCCGGUGCUUGAGGAGACGCCUCCCUGCAAGAAUCUUAUCGUCAGAGGACAUCUUCCGGAAUGCUUGAAUGGAGAGUUUGUUAGAGUGGGUCCAAAUCCGAAGUUCGCUCCGGUUGCUGGAUAUCACUGGUUUGACGGAGAUGGAAUGGUUCAUGGGAUGCAUAUCAAAGAUGGAAAAGCUACCUAUGUUUCACGUUACGUAAAGACAUCACGCCUUAAGCAAGAAGAGUUCUUUGGAGGGUCAAAAUUUAUGAAGGUUGGUGACCUUAAGGGAUUUUUUGGACUUUUUAUGGUUAACAUGCAAAUUCUUCGAGCAAAACUGAAAGUCCUGGAUGUCUCAUAUGGAACAGGGACAGGUAAUACAGCUCUCAUAUAUCAUCGGGGUAAACUUUUGGCACUCUCAGAAGCUGAUAAGCCUUAUGUCCUUAGAGUUCUGGAAGAUGGUGAUCUGCAAACACUUGGGAUGUUGGAUUAUGACAAGAGAUUGUCCCAUUCUUUCACUGCUCACCCGAAAGUCGACCCUUUUACUGAUGAGAUGUUUACCUUUGGUUAUUCACAUGAUCCACCUUAUGUUACUUAUCGAGUAAUUACUAAGGAUAGCGUCAUGCUUGAUCCAGUACCAAUAACAAUAUCGGAACCUGUCAUGAUGCAUGACUUUGCCAUCACUGAAAACUACGCAAUCUUCAUGGAUCUGCCUCUGUACUUCCGACCAAAGGAAAUGGUGAAGGGUGGGAAGCUAAUCUUCUCAUUUGAUGCAACAAAGAAAGCUCGCUUUGGUGUACUCCCACGAUAUGCGAAAGAUGAGCUUCAAAUCAGAUGGUUUGAGCUCCCAAAUUGCUUUAUCUUCCAUAACGCUAAUGCUUGGGAGGAGGAGGAUGAAAUUGUUUUGGUCACUUGUCGACUUGAGAAUCCUGAUCUGGACAUGGUCAGCGGAACUGUGAAAGAGAAGCUUGAAAACUUCAAAAAUGAGUUAUAUGAAAUGCGAUUCAACAUGAAAACUGGUAUUGCUUCACAAAAGCAGCUAUCAGUAUCUGCUGUAGAUUUCCCUCGGAUUAAUGAGAGUUACACUGGCAGGAAGCAACGGUUUGUCUAUGGAACCAUUCUUGACAACAUUACAAAGGUCAAAGGCAUCAUCAAGUUUGAUUUGCAUGCGGAACCAGAGGUUGGGAAAUCAAAGCUUGAAGUUGGAGGAAACAUUCCAGGCAUCUUUGAGUUGGGAGCUGGAAGAUUUGGUUCAGAGGCGAUAUUUGUUCCUCGUAAGCCUGGUAUCACUUCGGAAGAGGAUGAUGGAUACUUGAUAUUCUUUGUACAUGAUGAGAACACCGGGAAAUCUGAAGUCAAUGUAAUUGAUGCGAAAACAAUGUCAGUGGAUCCAGUUGCUGUUGUUGAGCUACCCAACAGAGUUCCGUAUGGAUUCCAUGCCUUUUUUGUAACGGAGGUCACAACUCCGACAACAGGGAAAGCUUUGAUUAUUAAAGCUCCUAAGUUGCAGAAAAUACUCUGCUGAUGAAGGAUAUUGCGGAAUAUUUCAGGCAACACCAAUCAAGAGUAUCUUGUCAUCUACCUGUGAUACUAAAGCUACUCUAUGAAAACUCUACACGAAGUCUUCUAAAGGAAAAGCAUGAGAUUAUCCGCAUAAGAAAAGCACGAAAACCCAGUCAAUGCCCCUUAUUUACCCAAGCCAAAACAGAAGUCGACGAAUCUUCUGUCAGUUUUCAUGUUUGUUCAUAUCAGUGUAUGUUUGUUGGCUAUCAUGUUGCUUUUAUGAUUCAAUCA
Messenger RNA from Magnolia sinica, 2094 nucleotides. RefSeq names its product carotenoid 9,10(9',10')-cleavage dioxygenase-like. Bases 137 to 1825 code for a protein of 562 amino acids. Gene Ontology annotation, biological process: carotene catabolic process. The transcript is spliced from 14 exons. The record is from RefSeq and is a predicted model, not a curated record. Gene Ontology annotation, molecular function: carotenoid dioxygenase activity. Gene Ontology annotation, cellular component: chloroplast stroma. Lineage: Eukaryota; Viridiplantae; Streptophyta; Magnoliopsida; Magnoliales; Magnoliaceae.